Molecule: messenger RNA, 624 nt
Organism: Durusdinium trenchii
Lineage: Eukaryota; Dinophyceae; Suessiales; Symbiodiniaceae
Source: the annotation of a GenBank genome assembly
GACUACCAGCCCCAGAACACUUGUCUAUAGCCCGCCGGUGUUCAUAUCUAGCCAUGGUUGCAGCAGUCAUACUGCUUCAGGUGCUCUUGCCCUUCGUGCCCUUGGCGGAGCGCGUGAGUGAGAGCCUCAAGACGGCAGAGAGCCUUCGCCACGAUCCCGAGGAAGAGGAUCCCUUCCCCAUCUACGCCUCCACGCAGAAUCGGGCGGCGGAGCUGAAGAAACUCUCCCUCUUACUGAAAAAGCACGUAGACCCUGCUGGUCCGUUGCAGAAGUCGGCCACCCAGUUCCGCGAGAGUGACCAGGAGUACAGCGAUGCUGCUCAUGGUCUCUUCAAGUCGUUGAACAAAUUCCAAGACUCUAUCAGCGAGUUCCGCGGGAAGGUCGCGGAUGCCAACAGCCAUAAGGUCGACACCAUCAAGGAGAAGAUGUCCGCGAAGCUUCCAGGUGUGCGAGGUCCGCAUCCACAGGAUGAGUACUCUGAGGUGGACGACGAGGUGGAGUCAACCUGAAGGCUGCCGACUGAAUGGUCUAAAAGAGAGCGGGAGCGGCCGAAUGGAGGGAGUGUGACAGUGAAGGCCACCUUCAGGAGGGACGGUCAAUGAUAAGAUUGAGACGUGUAUUUUU